GGCACUCAUCCAUUUAGUCAAUUUCUGGUGGACGGUAUAACUACAGUUUCACAGCAGAUAUCUCAACUGGCUGGCCCUCCAGUUCGCCUUCUUGGCGACCUCAUAACCGAUACGGUUGCUCCCGACUACUGGCAGCCAAACUCUGACAUCCGAGAGUGUACUGUUUGUUCCCGCCAAUUCACAACCUUACUGCAAGAGCCAACAGUUCCUAAGUCGAUUAGAAUUUCUAGUUCGACUAAAGAGUCUUCUGAUGAUUUGACAAAUGAUACAAGCAGUGAAGCGCAGCCAACUCUAGGCCAACAUAAAGAUAGAAUUUCCAGCCUAGCUCCAGCUGGUGGGUGGACGGUAGAAAGUAUGCAUGCCGUGUAA
Messenger RNA from Protopolystoma xenopodis, 369 nucleotides. The record is from the annotation of a GenBank genome assembly. Lineage: Eukaryota; Metazoa; Platyhelminthes; Monogenea; Polystomatidea; Polystomatidae.